AUGACUGAUUUCACUGCAAUUUUUCAACCUUUUUUGGACCUGUUUAAUCAAGGACAAGUACAAGCUAUUCUAUUGGCAUGGCUUCCAACAAAGAUAGGACCCUAUCUAUCUGGAAUAAUGGCAGUAGAUAUGUUUGUAACCACAGUCAUAGCUUCGGGAUUUACUGUAUUGUGUGCAGCACUAUAUGCUAUUUCACAAUCAUUAAUUACAGGUAAUGGCUGGAAUAGAAAUCUAGUAACAGUACAAAUCGAGUAUUAUGUCACUGAUCAAUAUACCAGCACAUUUUACGAAGCUUUGUCAUGGCUCAUUUCCAAACAAACAAAAAAGUUGGAUAAAGGUUCAUUCAUCGUUCAACCUACCAAUGAUUUGAUUUCUCAAGAAGAUGAGGAUGAUGAAUGUGCACCACCUUCUUUUAACAUCCUUCCUGAAAAGAAUCAACAAAUUAGUAUUGAAUAUAAUAAACGCAAAUUUAAUGUUACAUAUUGUAUUCCAGAAGGGGAGAAUACUGAAAAUUCUAACAACAACAACAAUAGUUAUGCUUCUGCUUCACCAAAGUCAAUGCCUUCAAUUUAUUUAACAACAGUUGAAGAUUCAAAAACUAGUGUAGAUUCGAUUUCCGAAUUUAUUAAUGAAGUGACACGUUCAUACCUUGAAGCACAAAAAAGGGAUAAAAUACGUGCAAGAUACGAACGUACUGACGGAUAUUGGUAUAGAGUACAAAGUUUAUCAUCGAUUAGAGGAUUGGAAACGGUAGCUUUAGAUGAAAAACAAGAACAAUUAUUGAAAAAGGAAUUGGAUACAUUUGUUAGUGAUAAAGAAUUCUAUGGAAGGAUUGGUAUGCCUUAUAGACGUGGAUUUCUUUUCUUUGGAAAACCAGGGACGGGAAAAACCAGUUUGAUAAACGCGAUAUCUUCACAAUUAUCACGUGACCUUUAUUAUAUUAAUCUUAAAAAUAUAACAAGUGAUAAUGAAAUGAGUGCAGCAUUUAGUUCAGUACCAUCUAACCAAAUAAUCGUCCUCGAAGAUGUUGAUGCACAAUCAAAAAUUCUUCACAAAAGACGAAGUGGUGAUGAUGAUAAAUAUUCCAAAGGAAUUUCGUCCGACGACAAUAAAGGCGGUAAAGGAACCGGAUCAGGAUUUUCUAUGAUUAGUUUAUCAAAUUUCCUUGGAUGUUUAGAUGGUCAUAUAUUAUCUGAAGGUAAUAUAAUAAUUAUGACCACAAACCAUGUUGAACAUCUAGAUCCUGCUUGCAUUCGCCCUGGUCGUAUGGAUGUACAUUUGAAUCUCGAAUAUUGCACACAUUAUCAAAUAAGAAAAAUGUAUCGCAGUAUCGUUGAAAAUCAAAAGGCAGAAUUUCCUGAGGAUGUUUUACAAAAAAUUCCAGAACAUUUAUUACCUCCCUGUGAAGUUAUGAUGACUAUGGUUUUGUACAGAAAUGAUAUCGAUCUUAUCCCUGAAAAAGUUUUAGGGUUGGUUGAGAAAUAUAGAGAUAUGAACCCUGAAGACAUUGCAAAACAGAUGGAAGAAGAAGCACGCCGAAUUGAAGCUGCUUCUAAAAUAGUCGAAAAUGAGGCAACUAAAUCUGAAGAAACUAAGUCCGAAGAAACUAAGUCCGAAGAAACUAAAUCUGAAGAAACUAAGUCCGAAGAAACUAAAUCUGAAGAAACUAAAUCUGAAGAAACUAAAUCUGGUGAGACUAAAGCAGAUGGGGUUAAAUCCGAAGAAACUAAAACUGAGGGUGUUAAAUCUGAAGAAAUUAAAACUGAAGGAAUUAAGUCUGAAGAAACAAAAUCUGAAGCAACCAAAAUCGAUGAAGUUAAAUCUGAGGAAACAAAGAUUAAGAAAACUUUAAAAGUUGAAAAUGCUGAAAGUAAAUUGAGUUCAGUUAGUAUGACAAGAAGUUCUAGUAACCGUAGUGAAACAACUUGUAUAAACGACGAAGAAAAUGGUGGCAGCGGUAAUACCACCGAUGUUGAGGUAGAUGAUAUUCAAACAACUAAGAAUAUAAAACUUGAACCAAUAAUAACAAAAGACACAACUUCACAAAUUCAAAUAUAA
Messenger RNA from Racocetra fulgida, 2058 nucleotides. NCBI's taxonomy places the organism in Eukaryota, Fungi, Glomeromycota, Glomeromycetes, Diversisporales, Gigasporaceae. The record is from the annotation of a GenBank genome assembly.